AUGGUUGCUCAAGCUAUUCCAACCUAUUCAAUGCAAUGUUUUGCUAUCCCGGUGGGUAUUUUGAAAGAGAUGGAAUGGGUGUGUCGUGCCUUUUAUUGGGGACAGCGAGGAAAUGAGAAGAAAGUUGCUUGGAUUCCAUGGGAAAAACUUUUUGUAUUUAAGAAGGAGGGAGGUUUGGGCAUUCGUAAUCUACAGUCUUUUAAUGUGGCUCUCUUAGCCAAGCAGGCGUGGCGAGUGAUGACAAAUACUAGCUCUUUGAUGACAAAAACCCUGAAGAACAAGUACUUCCCGAAUACUACUUUUCUCGAAGCGAAAGCAAGUCCGGUUGCUAGCUAUACGUGGCGAUCCAUCUUAUCUUCACGAAAGCUGGUGGAAAAGAAUGCCAUUAAAGUUGUGGGAGGGGGUCUCUUAAUUAGUGUGUGGCGUGACCCUUGGAUUCGUGGCCUGCCACACUUCAAACCGCUCCCGAGAAGGGGCUGUACAGAGGAAUUACCCCAAAAGGUCUCUGAUUUAAUGAAUAAUGGGCAAUGGGAUGUUUCGACUUUGCAGGAGGUGUUUUCUACGUGGGAGAGGCGGGAAAUUCAAAGAAUUCCGGUGUCGGUAUUUGGAGGUGAGGAUACGUGGGCAUGGGUUGGAACAAAGGACGAGGUCUUUUCUGUAAAAAGUGCUUACUAUGCGCACUUGAAAGGAAAAAAUGAUGAUCAUGCAACCAGCUCGGAUAAUCAAGCCCUCUCAAUCUGGGGGAAGGUUUGGAAGGCAAAGGUGGCCCCAAAAGUGCUGAAUUUCGGCUAG
Beta vulgaris subsp. vulgaris (sugar beet) is the source of this 792-nucleotide messenger RNA. RefSeq lists its product as uncharacterized. The transcript has a single exon. Lineage: Eukaryota; Viridiplantae; Streptophyta; Magnoliopsida; Caryophyllales; Amaranthaceae. The coding region runs from base 1 to 792 and encodes 263 amino acids. The record is from RefSeq and is a predicted model, not a curated record.